Molecule: messenger RNA, 7151 nt
Organism: Rhopilema esculentum
Lineage: Eukaryota; Metazoa; Cnidaria; Scyphozoa; Rhizostomeae; Rhizostomatidae
Product: fas apoptotic inhibitory molecule 1
Biological process (GO): negative regulation of extrinsic apoptotic signaling pathway via death domain receptors
Source: RefSeq, a predicted model, not a curated record
CCUACCAAACAAUAUAUGUUUUCAUUUAAUAGCAAAAAUAAGAAAAAAUUGUAAUAAUUUUGGGCCCUGUAGCCCGGUAGCCCGCCCGGCCAGUCCGCCCCUGAAGACAAUCACACAACACCUGCACAAAAAUAUCAAGAGACAAAAAGGAUUGGUCUCAUCAAUUCUUUAAAAAGAGCAGGUCCAUUAUUUUGUCAGUAACAGAUUAUUUUCUUUAGUACUUGUCAGUUGAAAUUUCAAUGCAUCGACGAAGAUAUGUUUAAUAACAGCUGUCUUCCCUCCCUGGCAGGUGCAGUGAACCUCAAAAAUGACUAACAAUUUUGUCCAUGAUGUUAAAAAUUACCAAUCUUUCUUUGACCAACCUGAACACAGUGACAUAUUUACCCAUGGAAUAAGAAUUAAGAAUGGAAUAAAGGGCGUGGUCACAAGAAUAUUCAGCUCGCUCCGCUCGCAGGGGGCCUCGUAUUUUGUUUUUGCUGGCCAUGGCUGGAGCUUUCCAAUGCAAUGACUGCACUUAGUUUUUUGCUCAAUUUGCCAUACAGAGGUUCCUCCAAUGCAAAAUAUUUCACCAUGCUGAAAAGGGUAAAGAAAAAGAGUGAACUGAGGUCCACAAUGUCACAGUAGCGCUUUGUUGACUUAUGUUAAAUGGCAACAGAUUUUGAUGUCCUGGGAGUUUUAACUCCAAUAAACUCAUCGAAAAGUUUUCAGCAGUGAAGUAAAAACGAAAGACAUUAGCGGCAUGAACCAAGGGGCGAGGGUAGUUUUAUUUGGAAUGUACUGAAAUGCAAAAUGGAUGCAAGUUUAUUCGUGUCAUAUAGUUUUUAUCUAUCAAACUAUUCAGUAAAUAUUAACCUAGUUGGUUUUUAUUAUGUUUAGCCAGAUACUAUGCACGGGACACAAUUUUUUGUAUUUUUUAAGAGGCCCUAAUCAACUUUGGGCCCAGGGCCCCAACAGAUGUGAAUGCGACCCUGAAUAAAUUUUGAAAUCGAUUGAAGAAUAUCUUUAUAACUCUGCUUCAAAAGUUUCUUGCUCAAGUCAAAAUAUAAUCUUGGUUUUGAAAAAUUAUCAUAAUUUUUCUGAUCAAAUUCAUUUUACCUUUUUAAAGAAUUUUUGUCAUAGAUUUUGCAAAAUAUAGUCUUUUGCCCGCUAAGUCUAUGAUUUUUAAUAUCCAAACUGCUUACAGACUAUGAUUUCACAAUUUUUUGAAGUUGUUCCUAAGUUUGAGUACGUUCCUGCCGCUUUGAGUAUUUUAUUCUUUCAAGUGAAAGCGUGAAAGCUCAAGGGCCUAUACAGCUAUGGAGGGGUUUAUUCUAGGAGGGGGGCAUGUUUGCAAAAGUAUAUUUUUGAAUUGGAGCUUGUUUGAUGGCAGCUUAUACAGAGGUUGGGGUUAAGUCGAGGAUUUGUGGCAGGCGAAUAAAGCCUUGCUUUUGACUCAUUUAUCGGAAUUGAAAAAAUAGUUGAAAAAAGCCAACAUUUUACAUAGAAGCUUUUUUCGCAUGACCUGACACUCCCCCGGACUCUUAUUCUGAAGUUUUAUACUCUGAGGGGUGCCAGACGAAAAAGCUUCUUAGUAUGUUGUAAAAUGUUUGCUCUUUUUGAUACCAUUUUCAAAUUUUGUACCGCCAAACCUUUAAAGUUGAAUCAAUAAUAGAUUAUUUAAAAUUAUCGAUUUACCCAGAACUUCGACUAUUCUUAUGGGGGCUAUGGAGUGCCACGCCCACCAAAACCAUUUAACGAAGUUCAAUUUGAAGCGAUGCACCUCACUGAGUUGAAGUCUCUUUGAUCAAUAUCAAGAUACGUUUUGUUUACAUUGUAUUUUAAUUCUGUUGUCGUCUGCGAUUGUCACCUAGCAACAGGCAAAGAGGUUGUCGUUGUCUUUCUUGUUUUUGUUUGAAUCCUGGAAACAAUAAGAUUUGAGAGUGCGCCCCCCUUUGCACAUGAUAAAUUAUUUCAGCAACAGGAACAACCCCCGAUACACGUUAGUGCUCUGCACAGAGAAAGUGCUUGUAACUCGAGGUAAAGCAACGAAGUGUCGUAAACACUGCAUGCAUAUAAAUAACAAUUAUUUAAAGUUUUGUGGACGGUUUAAACGGCUGCGUUCCGAAAGGCCGUCUAUUGUUUAUUGUCCAUCGCCAAAAUAGCGUUUUAAGCAUCUUUGGAAAUUGAAAUGGCUGACCUAGUUGGUGUUUGGGAAGUUAGUUUAUCUGAUGGAAUCCACACGAUCAAGUUUGAGCAUGGAACAACGACUGGCAAAAGAGUAAUAACAGUGGAUGAUAGGGAAGUUUUGAGACGAAACUGGAUGUUUAAAUUGGUAGGAAAAGAACAUUUUAAAAUUGGCAAGACCAAUGCUUAUGUAUCGAUAGAAGCAGUCAGUGGAUUUGCUUAUGAAUAUACCAUGUUUGUUGAUAACAAGCCUCUUAAGAAAUUCGUCGAGGAUCGUAAAAGAACUGCAAGGGUUUGGACUCUGAUACUAGAUGGUGUAGAAACGCGCAUAGUUCUGGAGAAAGACACAAUGGAUGUUUGGGUGAAUGGUGAAGUGCUAGAAACAGCUGGUGAGUUUGCAGAUGAAGGAACAGAAACACACUUCAGUAUCAGAGGCCAUGCAUGCUAUAUAAAGGCAGUAAGCUCUGGCAAAAGAAGAGAGGGAAUUAUUCAUACAUUAUUUGUAGAAGGACAAGAACUACCAGAGAGUAUGGAGUGAUGGGUCUAUGUGUGGUCUAUCAUGGGCACAAUAGUGCCAUUCGGAUGUGUAUAUUUUUUAUUGUAGUGUGAAGACUAAAUAGUGUGAAACAUUUUAAUUUGGUCUAAUCCUGAUAGUUAUGCUUUAGCAUAGAAUUGCUGAUAAUAGAAAACAUAAAUUGAGAUAUGUGAAAAUAAAAAUCUUGCCUUAAGCUGUUUUUAAAUAUUGCCUCAGGGUUUAAACUAAUGAGGUGGUAAUUUUUAAAUGUUGAACUAAUGUUUAGUUUAUUACAAUCAAGCUGUAAUAUAAACUACAUUGGGAGCAAAACAUAGUUAAGAAAUGUGGGAUAUGAAUACUAAGUACAUGUUGAAAAAUGUUGUAGAAUAUCAUUGGUGUUCACUUGAUACUUUUGAAUUUUUAGAGACGAUUCUAAGGGGAUAACCCAUGGUGGGUUAAAGUCAAAAUAAUUCUAUUUUAAUGAAUUUCUCAUUCACUGUUUAUCCCUGAAAGUUUAGAAUGAGACAGGUGGUUUUGAAGGGCUAAGUUGUACCUACAGUAUAUUUUUCAUGAUCAGUUGCUAAGCAAUUUGUUGCUUUCCCUACACAUCUGGGUUUGCUUAAACUGGCAUUGUUAAAUUAUUGAAUUUCAUUCCAUUAAUCCUUUCACCAUCUUUCAAUACACACUAAUAGGGUCAUUGCUACAGUGAGGCUUGGGUGGUGUGACACUCCCCUUGAACAAAAAAUAUCUGUUACAAAAGCAAGGAGUUUUUCUAUUUGCAAAAACAAUGAGUUUUUGCUGUUGCUAAAACAAGGAGUUUUUGCUGUUGCAACAACAAGGUGUUUUUGCCAUGUGAGGAAGCUUUGUUGGGAGAUUUUCAGACUUGUAUGCAAAUGAAGGGUGGUGCACUCACUUGGUUGGCAAAUAGUACAUGAGCACCCCUCCCCCUGGGGCACAAUAUCUAGCAACAGGCCUGCUCACAAAACUACUUUUUAUCUGACAAGUGUUUAUUUAGCAACUUUAUUUUGAGGGCUAGCUCCCCCUUGUUUUUACAUAUUCCAAAUGUAAAAUGGCUGUAAAGCAAGUGUUUUGUGGUAAACAGAACUUUUGGAAAUGAACAAAUGUUUACAAAAUGAAUUUGAUUGUUUUGCUCUCAUUUUUAUGUUCUUUUCUGACUGCCUGUUUGUCAUAAUCAAGCCUGGUUCUCAAAAAAGGGCCUCAAUCUUACUUAAGGCAGUAGUUGAUAUAUAUAACAUCUUCCUACGAAGAAGCAAAAGUUUCCACAAAAAACCCCCAAGCAAUGGUUGAUGUGAAAAGGAAUUUUCUUCACUAACCACAACAGCAAACAAAUAUUUUGAAUGAUAUUGUAGACAUCUUAUUAACACUAGAAGAUUGUCUCUAAUUUUGUGAUCUGGGAAAUAAUCCUAUUUCUCUUCCAUUUAAUUUUGAGAUCGAGAGGGCCUAGAGCCACGUAUUAGAUGUUUUUGCAAGAAAAAAUGGUCGAAUAAAUAAGCUUUUGAAUAAAAAAGCCAAAUCAUAACAACAAAGCAAUUUCAUUUCACGAAUGAAACAAUUUUCAUCAGGUUUGAGAAAUCAGUUUCAUCUAUUAGUUCUAGAUUUUAUCUAGUGGAUGCCUUUUUUGAUAUUAUCAAACGGAGAAAACGUUAUUUGAAAAUUUCUUCUGAUUGUUUUCAGAAAGCAAAACAAAAGCCAAACAGCACUCCAGCUAAUGUAAACUCAUACAAUAUAUAUAUCAAAAGUUCCGAAAAACCUUUGACAGUAAUGGAAAUUGUUACUGCAUAGCGGGAAAUUUAAUUUCGGAUAACGUUUUAUGAUAUUGAUCUGGUCUCGUGCUGGUACCGCUGAAGAAUUUAAAGUACGUUGUUUUGUAUUCCGAAUUCCAGCAUAAAGGUUAGCAAAAACAAUUUAGGUUUUCAAACACACGAAAAACUGUAAAAGGUCGCGCUCGCCCUUAAGUGUCUGUGGAUCUCGGAGAGAAUCACAUGACAAUUAGAACAUUAAAAUUAAUGUCAGCAUAAACAAGAAAAAUGCUUGUUGAAAAACAGUUUGUAACAACAUUGGUAAACAACAAGAGCCUAUCAAACUAAUACAAAGUUGCUCAAGGUAGAUCGUCAUCAAAAUAAUCGAUUGAAAAUGUUUCUUUCGUCUUGAGAUCGUCAUUUUUCUUUGGGAUCCUGUUGAGCAAGAAAAAAAAAUCAGUCAAAGAGUGAAAGUUUAAAAGACAGAAACGGUCUAGCAAUUGAUAGCCUUUCUGAAUUUUGGAAGAUCAUUUGAAGAAAAGAAGCAAAAUGAGGUCAAAUCAAAGUUGAUUUGAGCCAGUAUAGGAAAAAGGGCGAACAUUUGGUACAAAUAAAGAGGAAAAAACUGACGGCACUGGCAGUUCAAAGCCGUGAAAUUGCCGAUAUAAAAUGGAAAGUGCAGCAAUAUUUCUGCAGUUAUUAAUUUAGCCCUUGAAUACUUAUGUGUCAGAUGAUAGCAAUAGAUAGUUUAGGAAACUGAAAAGACAUUCCCUUUCUGUGGCAUCGUAUUCUCCGUAAUAUGCGGGAUUCGUAACCGAAACGUUGGAUCAAUUUCAUCAUGGUUAAAAAACUACUGCAGGAUUAGUAACAAAAUGUGAAAAGUUGAAAGGAGUUAGUCAAGAAAAUGGAGCUUUCAAUUCGAGCGUUCUGAGUGAAGCUUUUGCGUUUUAUUCUCUCAAAAAUCAACAGUCUCCUAAAACAACAUCUGUUUUAAAAUGUUUACGAAAUUGAAUAAUUUAUUGUGAGAUCAAUCGUAGUAUUGAAGUUAUAUUGCAAGAAUUGCCGUCGUUGUGAAAGAGGCAUUUACUUUGAGUACACAAAUCGUCUUCUUCGCUCAAACCAGCAUUUACCUAUGGGUUCAGCUCUAGAGAGUGCCUUAAUAAGCAAUUUCUUGACGUUUCUAUGGUCUUGACAUUCUCAAGGAAAAGUGCAGGAUGAACUCACCCCUGAAAAUUCAAUGGCUUUUCAGCAAAAUUCAGAACAGGGCUGGGCAUCGGCUUAUUCACCCUGCGCUCAACAACAGUUGAUAACUUUGGAUUUAUCAAAGAAGACUCUCUGCGAAUAGAAAAUUUAUCAGCUAGAUCGAAACCUGCAGCAAUGGGCUCGCAGACAUUUGAAAAAAACGUCAAUCUGACGAAAUUACAUGCAAAACAAGAUAAGAAGAAGUGUUUCAAAUUUCAGUGCAUCGAUAAGAUAACAAAUUCUAAUUGAAGAUUGAGAGAUAACGGCCAGGACAACUUGUGGCCGUGAGUACAAGACAACAUACAAAGCAAAAGAUAGGACAUCCUUGUGGCGUAGGCUUGUUGAAAAGACGACUGCAAGUGACAUUUGUAAUGAGGUCACCACAAGAGAACACUCACCAGAUUUCCCUUGCAAUAGAACACUCACAAUUUAGAGUAAAUUUUAAUUUCGCAGUGGUGGUAGUAAAAACGGCGCAACCAACAAACGCUACAGUGAACUGUCAAGCAAAGUCCUUAAACUCUCAAAAUUAAAAAAAACAUUUUUCAUUAUUUUUCAAAUUGAACAGUAUAAAUUAAAAAGACAUUAAAAAUAGUCAUCGAUAUGAAGAAAGAACUUAAUUAUAUCCAAGUAUAGGCAAAGGUUUUUCUCCUAUCAAAUCAGUUGAAUUUGGUUUUGAUUCUAAAAUGUACGAUUCAAGCUAACAGUGACCUUUUUAGUACCGUUGGUGCUUUUUAGUGAGAACGUAUCAGACAUUUUUAACAGAUUUAACUGAUACUCUUCAUCUAGGGAUAUCUUUCGUGUUCUUUUAGGUUGUAUUACCCAAGUUCCAGAAUCCUGAAAAUUGUCUUGCUUUCUCUCCAUCACAACUUUGUUCUCGGGGGGAUAGAAAAAAGAUCUCAAGAGGUGGAGAUUGCAAUUUAACAUGCAUAUCGCAUAAGUUAUUCUCACAAAGCCACAUGCAUCAUAAUUUUGCAGCACGUUGCUUGCGCUGAUUAAUUCCUCUUGGCCCUACAAGGAUCAUAACAAAAUACAACGGCAUCCACGACCUCGCAACCCACUUGCGUUUCUACAUAUCCUGCAACCUUCCCCCACUGUUGCUACACUCCUAUCCAGCAAUCCCAUUUUCAACAAUCCUUCCCAGAACAACCAAAGUCAUUCUUGCUUGAUAUAAAUACCUUGUAGCAGUGAGCACUGUAUUCCGUUUAGGCUCUUGAUCAUAGCUGGCUGUCCUGCAAUUGUAGAGUCCUGCUAACUCGUGAAUAAGUUUUCUUUGACUGUUGUUCAUUGGCGGGAAUGAGUGGCUAAUUUGUGAAAGAGAGCUCUACAAGGCAACACCGAUUUUGCUUUAAGGAAACUCAAAUUGGUACAAAAUGCUUUAUAAUAGCCAUUCCAAUCAUGGAGCAAUUGAAAAAUACAAUAUGACCCUAACAACAUGUCCCAGGGUUGCAGUAAAAUAAAAAUCGAUAAGGCUU